CAGACCAGCACCGACCAGCACCGUCCAGCACCGACCAGCACCGUCCAGCACCGGCCAGUCCUCCCGCCGCUGCAGCCAUGGGGAACCGCGGCAUGGAGGACCUGAUCCCGCUGGUCAACCGCAUGCAGGACGCGUUCUCCGCCAUCGGCCAGAACUCCAGCCUGGACCUGCCGCAGAUCGCCGUGGUGGGCGGGCAGAGCGCCGGCAAGAGCUCGGUGCUGGAGAACUUCGUGGGGAAGGAUUUUCUUCCCCGCGGUUCCGGCAUCGUGACCCGUCGUCCGUUGGUUCUGCAGCUGAUGAACAGCCCGACGGAGUAUGCAGAGUUCCUGCACUGCAAGGGCAGGAAGUUCACGGACUUCGACGAGGUUCGGCAGGAGAUCGAGGCGGAGACGGACCGGGUGACGGGAGCCAACAAGGGAAUCUCUCCGGUCCCCAUCAACCUGCGCGUCUACUCGCCGCACGUCCUGAACCUGACCCUGGUGGACCUGCCCGGGAUCACCAAGGUCCCGGUGGGGGACCAGCCUGCAGACAUCGAGUCCCAGAUCAAGGACAUGCUGCUGCAGUUCGUCACCAAGGACAACUGCCUGAUGCUGGCCGUCUCCCCCGGCAACGCCGACCUGGCCAACAGUGACGCGCUGAAGAUCGCCAAGGAGGUGGACCCACAAGGUCUCAGGACCAUCGGUGUCGUGACCAAACUGGACCUGAUGGAUGAAGGAACCGACGCCAAGGAGAUCCUGGAGAACAAGCUCCUCCCCCUCCGGAGAGGUUACAUCGGCGUGGUGAACCGGAGCCAGAAAGACAUCGAUGGGAAGAAGGACAUUAACGCAGCGAUGGCAGCGGAGAGGAAGUUCUUCCUGUCGCACCCAGGGUACCGACACCUGGCGGAGCGGAUGGGAACGCCGUACCUGCAGAAAACCCUCAACCAGCAACUGACCAACCACAUCCGGGACACGCUGCCGGGCCUGCGGGCCAAACUGCAGAGUCAGCUGCUCUCCAUCGAGAAGGAGGUGGAGGAGUACAAGAACUUCAGGCCCGACGACCCAUCACGCAAAACCAAGGCCCUGCUGCAGAUGGUGCAGCAGUUCUCCGUGGACUUUGACAAGUGCAUCGAGGGAUCCGGGGACCAGAUCGACACGGCCGAGCUGUCGGGUGGAGCCCGGAUCAACCGCAUCUUCCACGAACGCUUCCCCUUCGAGCUGGUCAAGAUGGAGUUUGAUGAGAAAGAACUCCGGAAGGAAAUCAGCUACGCCAUCAAGAACAUCCACGGAAUCAGGACCGGGCUCUUCACGCCGGACAUGGCCUUCGAGACGAUCGUGAAGCGUCAGAUCGGGAAGAUUAAGGAGCCGUGCACCAAGUGUGUGGACAUGGUGAUCUCUGAGCUGGUGAACACGGUCAGGCAGUGCACCAAGAAGCUGGCUCAGUACCCGUCACUGAGAGAGGAGAUGGAGAGAAUCGUCACUCAGCACAUCAGAGACAGAGAAAGCCGCACCAAGAACCAGGUGCUGCUGCUGAUAGAGAUCGAGUUAUCCUACAUGAACACCAACCACGAGGACUUCAUCGGAUUCGCCAACGCGCAGCAGAGGAUCAACCAGAUGGCCAAGAAGAAGACGCCUGGAAAUCAGGAGGAGAGUAUGCCUGAGAGGGGAGUUAGUGACCGGUACAAGGUGAUCAGGAAGGGCUGGCUGACCAUUAACAACAUCAGCAUCAUGAAGGGAGGAGCCAAGGAAUACUGGUUCGUCCUGACGGCUGAGUCUCUGUCCUGGUUCAAGGACGACGAGGAGAAGGAGAAGAAGUACAUGCUGCAGGUGGACAACCUGAAGCUGAGAGACGUGGAGAAAGGAUUCAUGUCCAGCAAGAGCAUCUUCGCCCUGUUCAACACCGAGCAGAGAAACGUGUACAAGGAUUACCGUCAGCUGGAACUGGCCUGCGAGAGCCAGGAAGACAUCGACGCCUGGAAGGCUUCGUUCCUCCGAGCUGGAGUUUAUCCUGAACGAGUCGCGGAGAAGGAAGGAAAGAGCGACGGGGGGGACGACGGCGGCUCCGACGGCUUCAUGAACAGCAUGGAUCCUCAGCUGGAGCGGCAGGUGGAGACGAUCCGGAACCUGGUGGACUCGUACAUGGCCAUCGUCAACAAGACGGUGCGGGACCUGAUGCCCAAGACCAUCAUGCACCUGAUGAUCGUCAACACGAAGGAGUUCAUCAACGCGGAGCUGCUGGCCCAGCUUUACUCGUGCGGGGACCAGAACAGCCUGAUGGAGGAGAGCCAGGAGCAGGCGCAGCGCCGCGACGAGAUGCUGCGCAUGUACCACGCGCUGCGGGAGGCGCUGCGCAUCAUCGGAGACAUAAGCACCACCACCAUCAGCACCUCCAUGCCCCCCCCGGUGGACGACUCCUGGCUGCAGGUGCAGCGGGCCGGGGCCGCGGCCGGGGGAGGAAGGUCUCCGGCCACCAGCCCGACCCCGGGCCGCCGGGCCCCCCCGGGGCCUCCGGGGCCCCCGGGCCGCCCGAGUUCCCGGGGCCCCCCACCCGGGCCCCCCCCAGCCGGGCCCCCGGUCCCGUCCCGGCCCGGAGCCUCCCCCGACCCCCACGGCGGGCCCUCGGUGCCGUCCCGGCCCAACCGCAACCCCCCCGGCCCGCCCAGCGGCCACGGGGGUGAGUGACACCUGAAACCACACCUGAAAACACACCUGAAAACACACCUGAAAACACACCUGAAAACACACCAGGAAACACACCUGACACCAGCUCCCUGUAGUCGGGGGUCUAAACCCGCAGCUCUUUAGCGCCGCCCUAGUGGCUCCUGGAGCUUUUUCAGAAAUGUUUGAAAAUGGUAAUAGAUGGAAAUAUAUUUUUGUUUUAAUGUGGUUUCUGUAGGACAAACAUGACACAAACAUUCUGAACGUUUUCCAAUGCUGUAAAAAUGUGUAGAAUAAAUAUUACAUUUCAA
This is a messenger RNA of Cololabis saira (Pacific saury), 2947 nucleotides long. It is a transcript of the gene dnm1a, whose product is annotated as dynamin 1a. Bases 78 to 2660 code for a protein of 860 amino acids. Gene Ontology annotation, cellular component: membrane; cytoplasm; microtubule. The transcript has 23 exons. Gene Ontology annotation, molecular function: GTPase activity; GTP binding; microtubule binding. The record is from RefSeq and is a predicted model, not a curated record. Lineage: Eukaryota; Metazoa; Chordata; Actinopteri; Beloniformes; Belonidae.